Molecule: messenger RNA, 4235 nt
Organism: Oncorhynchus kisutch (coho salmon)
Lineage: Eukaryota; Metazoa; Chordata; Actinopteri; Salmoniformes; Salmonidae
Product: protein numb homolog
Exons: 11
Coding region: 331-2472 (713 amino acids)
Biological process (GO): positive regulation of neurogenesis
Cellular component (GO): cytoplasm; basolateral plasma membrane; cytoplasmic vesicle
Source: RefSeq, a predicted model, not a curated record
UCUGCUCUCUGGUAAACGAGAGCACUGUGGAAUCCGAGUAGAUAGCACAGAGAGUGAAAAAAAAUUUUUUUUCAACCUUAAUAAACUUUUAUGUUAUGAAUUUCUCCCUGACCAAGAUGGCUACCAUUUUCAACCUAUAAACAGAACUUUGAAUAGUUUAUGACAUAGCCGACCCGUAUGGUGAAAGUCUUUAGCAGGAUAGGCUUCAUUUCCAAUAAACACUUCACCUGGAAUUUACAUUUAUAUCGACCAGCUGAGAGAAAGAAAGAUAAAAAGGUGAUCAAAUUUGACUGACUUCUGGAUCGGGUCGCUGGUCACAGGAGGUCCAGGAUGAACAAGCUACGGCAGAGUUUCAGACGGAAGAAAGACGUGUACGUUCCUGAGUCCAGCCGACCGCACCAGUGGCAAACGGACGAGGAGUCGGUCCGCAGUGGAAAGUGUAGCUUUGCAGUCAAGUACCUGGGCCAUGUAGAGGUGGAGGAGUCCAGAGGAAUGCAUAUCUGUGAGGGUGCUGUGAAGCGUCUCAAGACGGACAGGACAUUCUUCAAGGGCUUCUUUACAAAAGCAGGGAAGAAGGCAGUGAAAGCAGUGUUGUGGGUCUCAGCAGACGGUCUCCGUGUGGUAGAUGACAAAACUAAGGACCUGAUCCUAGACCAGACAAUAGAGAAAGUAUCGUUCUGCGCUCCGGACAGGAACUUUGAGAGAGCGUUCUCCUACAUCUGUAGAGAUGGAACUACGAGACGCUGGAUCUGCCACUGCUUCAUGGCUAUCAAGGACUCGGGAGAGCGUCUGAGCCACUCGGUGGGCUGUGCCUUCGCUGCCUGUCUGGAGAGGAAACAGAAGAGAGAGAAGGAGUGUGGUGUCACAGCAACCUUCGACUCCAACAGAACCACCUUCACCAGGGAGGGCUCGUUCCGAGUUACCACGGCGACGGAAGCCGCUGAGCGAGAGGAGGUCAUGAGGCAGUUACAGGACAAGAAAGCGGAGGGCGAUGUCAGGCCCCCCAUCCCUCUCUCCUCAGGCCCCAGUGAGGGUGUGGUGAACCAGGCUGUGGCCCCUCUACCAGGGCCACCGUCCCCCUCCUCCUCCCCUCCCCUGGGCCCCCAGGUUAUCCCCCGCAGACACGCCCCAGUGGAGGUCCUGGCCAGACAGGGUUCCUUCAGAGGGUUCCCUGCCCUCAACAACAACUCCUCUCCCUUCAAACGGCAGCUGUCUCUCAGGAUCAACGAUCUGCCCCCUACCAUGCAGUCUGACUUCCCCAUGAACAACACAGUCCCAGAGGUGGAGGGAGAGGGGGACAGCAUCAGCUCGUUGUGUACCCAGAUCGCCUCAGCCUUCAGUGGGCCUCCUGAAGACCCCUUCUCCCAAGCCCCCAUGCCCCGACCAACCUCCACCCCACAGUCACCUGUAGCGCCCCCGGGGGCUCAGCCAGCACUGCCCCCUCCACUUCCUGCCCGAGACACUAACCCCUGGGCCAAGACUCCUGGCCACGCAGGGCACCAUACCCCCCCGACCUCCACCUCAGCACACCCAGGAGGUGAUUGGACGACACCAGUGAUUGUAGCUCCUCCCUCCGCCACAUCGUCUCCGUCUCACCACUCCCACCGCCGCACGCCGUCGGAGGCUGACCGUUGGCUCGAGGAGGUCACCAAGUCUGUCCGCGCUCCGCAACUCGGGUCCACACCCCCCUCCCAACCGUUCCUCACCCCCAACCCACCAGCCUUCUCCAUCCCCCCAACCCAGGCUUUCAUUGUCCCCAUGCCUUCCACCCAGGCCUUCCCUGCUACCCUACCCCCUAACCAGGCCUUCCCUGCUACCCUACCCCCUAACCAGGCCUUCCCUGCUACCCUACCCCCUAACCAGGCCUUCCCUGCUACCCUACCCCCUAACAAGGCCUUCCCUGCCACACUAGCCCCUAACCAGCCCUUCUCUACCCCCCCAACCCAGGCAGUUGCCCCUGUGGCCUUCAUGUCCUCCCUGCCCCCUGCGAUUCCCAUGCUGGCCCCUCGCCAACCUGCCUACCACACCCAGGCCCCAGCCUCCUACCCCAUGUCCAACGGGCUGCCCUAUGCCCAUCCCAGUGUGCCCGUGAUGGGCAUCACACCCUCUCAGAUGGUGGCCAAUGUGUUUGGUUCAGCCACUCAGCCCCAGGCGUACCCCACCCCCCAGUAUGACCCUGAUCAGCACACUGUGUGUAUCCCCUUCAGCAACCCCCACCAGCAGCCCCUUCCCUUCCAGGCACCCAAUGGGAGUGUAGCCUUCAACGGGGGUGGGGCCGACAGCUGGGCCCCUCCCUCCCUGCCCCCUCCGUCCUCCCCGGCCCCUCCCCUUCCCCCGCAACCCCUGGCGACGGCCGAUCCCUUCGAGGCCAAGUGGGCCGCCCUGGAGACCCACUCCCGCCAGCGCACCACGCCAUCGCCCACUAACCCCUUCUCCUCCGAGCUGCACAAGACCUUUGAGAUCCAACUCUAGAGACUGAGAAGCUGGGAGGAGGAGGUGGUGGACUGGGACUGAGGAGGAGGUGGUGAUGAUGGGGGAGAGGAUACUUUUUUAAUGAAUUUGCAGGUUGGUGAGGGACGGAAGAGGAGCAGACUAGCCUUUCUCUCAGUCUCUACAUCUGCCUGGAUUGGCUUAGUGGAGGACCUGAGUGGAGGAGAUGGAUGGGUGGGUGGAUGAAGGAUGGAAACAGUAGGACAGGAAGGAGAGUUGGAGGUAUGGAGGUGCUGCCGCUGCUUACCAGACAUUUCAUUUGUAUUGUGGGUUUAGUUGUGUUGUUGCUUUGGAUGACGUGGAAGUGGACAUGAUGACCCUGUGGAGUGGUGGAUCUGAGAACACACAGCCCCGACUCCCAACCCCGACCCGAGCCCCAACCCCGACCCCAACCCCCGACCCCCAACCCCGACCCGAGCCCCAACACCGACCCCAACCCCAACACCGACCCUAGCCCCAACACCGACCCUAGCCCCAACCCCGACCCGAGCCCCAACACCAACCCCAGCCCCGACCCGAGCCCCAACCCCAGCCCCGACCCCGACCCGAGCCCCAACCCCGACCCGACCCCAGCCCCGACCCCAGCCCCGACCCCAGCCCCAACCCCAACCCCGACCCUAGCCCCAACCCCAGCCCCGACCCCAACCCAACCCUGACCCGAGCCCCGACCCCAACCCAGCCCCAACCCCAGCCCCAACCCCGACCCGAGCCCUCCCAGCUCUCGAGACACACUCAAACAACUUUACCAGGGGUUGCUACCCCUUCCUCCCUCUCCUGGUCCAGCUCACAGCGCCCCCAGGUGGCUGGAGUAUGAUCUGCUCUCCCGACCACCUGUCAGGCAGAAGGACUGCAGCACUGAAAGAGAACUGAGCUUCCAGACCAGAGGUUCUCAUCUAAAAAACAUUUUUAAAAAAUCAGAAAAAGUGAGAGAAUGCCAAAAUAUUUAUUUUUAUGCAUUAAGGUAUAUUUUAAAAAAUAGCUUUGGAAAUCUAACAGAAGAGUUGUAAAGUAAUCUCUGCCAAGGGCACAGAGGAUAGCUAGCUACAAUGAGGGGAUGUGCAACCUGUAUACAAGAAACUAUCAUGUAUUACAAAUCUAUAUCUAUUAAGAAUAUAUUAGUGUACACAGCUCACGGCAACUGAUUUCUGUGAUGACUUGAAGAGAGAACAUGUUGAAAGGACAGCUGGUGUUUUAUUUAGUAUUCUGUCUCAUUUUGCCGUUCGCUGUUUGCAUCCUGUGAUUGGAUGUUCUUCUCACUGUAAAUAGUUCAAUCAUCAUUGCAGAAACAAUCGAUGUGGUUCCAGCGGGCAGCAGUGUGGUCGGCAGUAUGGGGUACCCUGGGGGUGUAUUCGUUAAGAACCAAACGGGGUGAGGGACCUACUUGAAUUUUCCAAAUAGAAACCCUUGUUUCCCAUUGCGUAACGUUUUGCUACGGUGUGCGACUAAUGAAUACACCCCCAGGCUGCCUCUGCUACCACUGAUCUGCCCUCUCAAGUCUCCUUACUAUGAUAGUACUAGUCUAGUACUCGAUAGUACUAGUAAUUAGUACUCAUCUAGUACUCGAUAGUACUAUUCGUUAGGACUUAACUACAUUUGACUUCCAUCUUCAUUGUCAUUCUUUUAAUUUUUUUGUGGUAAUGUUCGUACUUUGUUGUUGUAUUUUGACACUAAGGACAGUGUCAUCUCCCAAUUUUAUUUAUCCUUCAAUGAUAUUAUUUUUUAAAUAAAAAUGAUUGAUUUCCCCA